AUGAUGCCUACUUCAGAUUUUGAACUUUCUAAUUAAUAAUUUUAUUCAUUUAAACUGGAGCGCUUAGAAAAAUCUGUGCCCAUCUCAGCUUCAUGCAUGUAAAAAUGAUUAAUUUAAAGAACAUUGGCAACCAGCUUUUUUGGAUUUUUGCGCGUGUUUCUAGUUUUCAAAUAUUACGUGAUUUCUCUAUUACAGUCAUGAAGCGAAAUAGGUCUGGCCAAUUAUUCUGCAGUGUUUGAUAUUUCUAAUAAUAAACGUGAAAGCAUGAAUUCAAUUAGAGUUUAUAAUAUUUUUUUAAUUUAAUUCCUGAAUUUGGGAGUUUGGCAUCACGUGCGUGAAAACAAUAGUAAUCAUAGUGUCAUUUAUUACAAGUUUUUUCUAUCAUAAAAAGUUUGUCAAAUAGCUUCCAAUUCUUGUGGAAAUUCAAUGCAGUAUUUGUGCGUGAGAAGUGUUUCUUUGUAAAUAGCUUUAAAACGUAUUAAAAGGAUGAAGUACGAAAACUAAGUAUUGUGAUUCUGAAGUAAUCAUCUGCUUGGCAGUCUGCAAGAUUUCCAUCUUGUGAAUACUUCAAAACUAGGUACUAAUUUCGAUGAUUUAUUGCAUUUAGUGUCUUAGUAACAAUAAUUAUUGCACUGCAUGAAAGUUUUAAUAUUUAAGUCCAAAUUAUUACAAUUUGACGAAUGAUAUAGUCAUGAAAACUCUAAAAAGUACUUUUUAUUGUGCACUAGAGAGUAUUCCUCACUAAGUUUUAUUGUCUUAUCUAGUUUAUUUUUCUAUUGCUGCCAUUUAUUCUCAUGCUGGACAUUUCGAACUUAAAAAUGGCUGAUUCAAAUACCACCAAAAGGCGUAUAUCAGAUAGAGCACUGAAACGAAAAUAUGCUGCUGAUGAAUGUGUUACAGAAGAUAAAAAGGUGCGAGGUUGUGAAAAAGCAGGAUGUCCUUGUGCAGCACCAACAUGUUGUCUUCAAGCAUGUGAAAAUUGUGUUGUGUCUGGAUAUACUUCACGUUGGUAUCAUAUGUCCAUAGGAGAACAUUUUUGUAAUAAUUGUUUUGACAAUUUUUAUAGGUCUGGCAAAAGUGGCAAUUUGCAGUUUAGUAAUUGGUCUUAUGAAUGGGGACAUACUGCACGAGGUAGCAAACCUAAUAUUAAGCGCUUUGUUGCAAAUGAAUUACUGCCUUAUUGGAUUAAAUGUACAAAUUCUGAUUGCGGGAAAUGGAGAAUAGUUCGAGACUCGGAACUUCUUGAUUCAAAAUUUAUAGGUAAUUUUAAGUGUCCAGAUGUUGAUGGAUUGACAGGGUGUGACGUUCCUGAAGAUGAACAAGUAUUGCAUGUUUUUGAUCCCAUUUGGAUGAGGCUAUUAGCUGAAAAACCUCUCUUAAAAAAUUCACCAGCAGCACCUUUCUUGAAACGUUUUAUUUCAGAAGAUAUUGGCCUAUGUCCCACAAACGAUUGUAUUUCUAUAUUUAAAAGUAUCAUUCAUAUUGAACCAUUUCUUAUAGGUCAGUGUGGAGAAUCUCCUGUGUGGGUUAAACCAGAUGAAACAAAUGAAGAUGAGAGAAAACUUAUAAUUAAACUUUCAAUUAGUACAGCUACUUACUUGGGUAUUCGAAAUCUUAUAGUUGCAGUGUGGAAUUUGUCACCUACAGAAUGGUUAACUAUUGAAAAAGUGAAUUUGUAUUUACUUUGUAGAGGACUUGUCAGAAUCUAUCUUCUUAAUAUUACAAGUAAUAUUCUACAACAUUUAACAGCAAAAGCUGUUAUAAAUUAUGGUAUCAUCCAUAACCCAUUAGCAUAUAAUAUUAGAAAUCCAGUACCAUUAACUCUUGUUAUUGGAGCUGGUAUAGCAGGUUUAGCAGCUGCUAAGCAUCUACAGAAUUUGGGUAUGGAUGUUAUAGUGCUGGAAGCUAGAUCACAUUUUGGAGGCAGGAUUUGUGAUGAUCCACUUUUAGGAUGUGGUGCAUUUUUUGUGGAAGGUCUCACAAAUAACCCUUUAACUGUAUUAGCAAUUCAAGCCGAUGAAGAAUUUCAAGAAUUAAAGCAAGAAUGUGUUAUUUUUGCAUCAGAUGGCAAACAACUGCCUGAAACCAUUAAUAAUAAAAUACACUGUGAAUUACGUGGUCUCAUUCAUGGGGCAAUAGAAAGUGCAGGUCAAAGUUUUAAAGACUCCAACUGGUAUGAUACAAUUUUCAACAAUUAUGAUGAGUUGAAGAAAAUGUCGCAGAAUACUAACAAUGCUGAUGUUUUUAAUUUGUGUUUGGAGAAAAGUGAAAUUGAUGUGAAAGGUAAUUUAAAAGAUAUGUCUUUGUUAAACUGGGAAUUUCCCAUUUCUUUAAAAGGAAUAGAUGGAUUUUUACCAUGUGGUUUAAAUGCACUAUUAAAGAAAUUGGCCAGUAAUCUUAAAAUAUGCUAUGAUACUGAGGUCACGGCGAUAGAUUAUAGUACUGAUCAAGUUAAAGUAAUUACAGCUAAGAGAGAAUAUAUUGCCUCAUGGGUGUUGGUAACUGUGCCCAUUUCGGUUUUACGUAAUGAAUACAUUAGGUUUUACCCCGAGUUGCCAGAUUUACAUCAUAAAGCACUUGAAGAACUGGGUGACUGUUAUUGUGAAAAAUUAAUUUUAGAAUUUCCUAAAAAGUUCUGGUACAAAAAACUGAAAAAGACUUAUAAGAAAUUUGCUGUUGUAUCCUCACCUCAAGUGUUUCAUUUGUUUGUUGAUGUUUCUUCAGAUGAAAAGAAUUAUGUUCCACGACUAAUGGCUUUUAUUGUUCAGAAAUCUAAGGAACUGGUUAUUAAUCUCAAAGAAGAAGAAAUCAUUGAUAAAUGCAUGUCAGUUUUAAAAAGUGUAUUUUCUGAUAAUAGUGAAUUGCCACAGCCCACUAGAUAUUUCUUAACAAACUGGAAAGAAGAAAAAUAUGGUGGAUCUUAUGGCAAUUACUUAAAAGUUGGUAGUUCAGAAAAUGCAUUUGAUUAUCUUACAAAAUCUUUAGAUGAAAAAGUUUACUUUGCAGGUAGUGUAACAUGUAGGAAUAUUCCAAAUACUGUCACUGGAGCAUAUUUAAGUGGUUUGAGAGAAGCAUCUAAAAUUGCUGAACAUUUCAAUGCAUCAUGAAAUCUUACUUUCAUGUAUUUUUGUGUAUGUUUUAGUGAGAAACGUCUAUGUAGACAAGUAUAUAAGACUUGUAAAUGGGCAGUUCUUUUUUGUAUAUAUGUGUAUGUAUUUCGGGUUAAAUGUGAAACUCUCAAUUUUUGAACUCAGGACUUUUCUUUCAUUUAUUAAGAUUUAAAAUCUGUAUUAGACAUGCCAAAACUCGUAUCUAAUUUUUGGAAUUGAACCGUUUUUCUUUAGCAAAAACGUACCUUUGAUUUGCAGUGUACGAGUUCCUAUUCUCCCUCCUCUUAUAUGAGCAUUUUUGAUGACAGAGUCUUGUCCAAUAAAUAUGUGUGUCUUUUUGAUUGAUAAGAUUUUCCAGAUAUACUGAUGUGCAUUAAAUUUACAGACAUAAGCAUUAAAAUAUAUAUCUUUUUUUGUAACUGAAAUGCAUAAAAGAAGUCGGCUAAUCUCUGGAAUAUGGUAACAUGUAGUUUGGCGACAUUUUGGUAAGGCGAUAAAGGUUACUAGCUAGGACUUUAGUAGUGUACAUGGAUAAAGUCAAGAGUGUGCGCAAUGCCAUUUUUGCGCAAU
Stegodyphus dumicola is the source of this 3680-nucleotide messenger RNA. RefSeq names its product lysine-specific histone demethylase 1B-like. The record is from RefSeq and is a predicted model, not a curated record. Gene Ontology annotation, molecular function: oxidoreductase activity; zinc ion binding. Lineage: Eukaryota; Metazoa; Arthropoda; Arachnida; Araneae; Eresidae.